CACAAGUCGCCCCGUAAUUGGCUGCUGGAUCGAGGACAGAGCGACGGCCAAGCAGGAGCGGCUGAGAGAGAGGCUCCAGUGACUCUUAACACUGGCCAAACACUGGCCAAUCUGCUGAUUCUCAACCUGGCAACUGAAUCCAACUGUUAGUUAAUCGGCCUGAGGCGCUGUGUUUCCACCCAGCGCUGAUUCCGAGUCUCAGUCCAGGUUCUUUGGUGUUUGUCGCGCCAAACGCGCCGGCGUCCAAGAUGCCCAGAUGCUCCUUCUUCUCCGGGCUUCGCCCCAGGUCCAUCCGGGCCGGCGACGACGAGGUUGCGGAUGGCGGCAACUUCAAUGAGAAAUGCGCCCGGCGGCUUCGGGACUGGCCCGCUCUCGUCUUGACAGUGCUCAGGCUUCUGCAGGUCGUUUACUUCGUCUUUGCGUAUUUCUCGCUUUACGGCUUCCAGAGAUCGAGUUACUUCCGCGAGGAUGGACCGUGGCAGCACACGCCGAACGAGAUACGUCAUGCGCAACGGAUGAUGCGCUGGGCCCGGAUGCAGGCUACUGUAAGCUUGGUUUACCAUGCCGCUGUCCUUGUUGUCCCUUGGCUGCUCCGUCUCUUGAGGGCGACGACAAAGCGGCCCUUCACCGGCUUGGGUGCGGUUUUUGGCGACGGAUGUGCGAUGGUGGCCCUACUCAACACGUUAUGCACGUUGGAAACCGCCCACGAGGGCUACUGUCACAACCCUCCCCAAGGAGGUGCCUUCGACUUGCGCGAUAUGAUGAAUUUCAGCUACGGUGGCGUCCAUCACCACAUGAGCCACCGUUCUAUCUGCCAGUCUCUCGAUGUGAUUUUUGGACUUGGAGCCCUCGUCAUCCUUUCGCAUUUUAUUACCGCCGUUGCCACCGCCUGGCGUGCGAAGCGGUCGUUCCAAACAGUCCUUGCCAAGGUUGGGUCGGCCGCCGGUGACAUCGAGCAGGGAGUGAUUCGGGGUCACGUUCGUGAAGAAUCGAUCGCGUCAGCGACUCCCCAGCGACGACAUUCACCGCCGCCCUCAUAUCACUCGGUGAUCCCCGAGCCGGCUCAGGAUGAUCAAGACUACACCGAGCGUGCCACACCAUCUCAAGAGCUGCGAAGCCGGGCCUCGGUAGAGACGACGUCGUCUCUUGGACUCGAGAGGUACGGAUACCUCGUAUCGGAUGGGUGGCGUGCCCCGGAGCAACCGCCGGUGUACUCGAGCAGGCCAUCAAGUCUGCGUCAGGUGGUGGCCUGAGAUGUGUCGCCGCUAGAGUUGGACUCUGCUGACUCCCCUGGGCGUCAUCUGGGAACUUGUUGGAAACGCCGCGUGAUACCCGAGCUAUAUAGCUGUAAUGAUAAUUCAUUUUGUACCUG
Messenger RNA from Chaetomium fimeti, 1372 nucleotides. RefSeq lists its product as uncharacterized. The coding region runs from base 249 to 1253 and encodes 334 amino acids. NCBI's taxonomy places the organism in Eukaryota, Fungi, Ascomycota, Sordariomycetes, Sordariales, Chaetomiaceae. The transcript has 4 exons. The record is from RefSeq and is a predicted model, not a curated record.